AUGCUAGGGUUCAACCACCGUCCCCGAUGGUUCACCGGGGACGGUGGGAGGCUCUCCUCCCAGAGCUACCAUCCCCGUCACUGUGGCAAAAACCACCGCAACCACUGUCCCCGUGAAAGCUGCCACAUGACCGUAAAUUUGGAACCCUAUGAUAUUCUUGAAUUUUGGUCUUCAAUUGGAGAAGAACAAUUCCCUCGUUUAGCAAAACUUGCUCGGUUUCUUUUGGGUAUUUCUGUUGCUCCUUUACCUUUAAUAAAUAAAAAAGGAGGAAUAAAUAGUGGAUUAAAUUCUGAAGAAAUUGGAAUUUUAUUAAAUUUAAGACCAAAUAUUUUAAAUUCUGUAAAUCACCAAUUGUUGUCUCGUUAUAAACAACAACAACAACAAUAA
Messenger RNA from Meloidogyne enterolobii, 387 nucleotides. Lineage: Eukaryota; Metazoa; Nematoda; Chromadorea; Rhabditida; Meloidogynidae. The record is from the annotation of a GenBank genome assembly.